UGUAAAAUAUUAGGAAUUACAGUGAUAAAUGGAUGUACCACAUCCUAAUUAAAGUGUGAAAGUGUUAUCAUAAGUUUUCAUGCAGCCUGUGAAGCCAAAUAUUGACGACAAAAGUACGACAACUGUCAACGGAGUAACGUUCAAGAUUUAAAAUUACACCGUAUUUAGUGGUGUUUUUUGGAAGAUAUUUACAGAACAAACUACUAAGAUGACAACACGUCGGGAUGUGAUAAUGGCUAGAAUGAAGCAACUACAGGAAGAACUUAAAUUAGCUAAUGAGUUCAACAAAAAGCUCCUUCAGGAACAGGAGGAGAGUGAGCAGGAGAUUGAGCGUGUUGUAAGAACAAACACAAGCCUCAAAAAUCAGCUAGCCAAUCAAGAUGUCGAGUAUGAAGACCUGCAAGGACAACGAGAUGAACUCCAGGCAGUCGUAGAAAGGUUCCAGCAUUGCCAAGAGAUACAUGAGCAGGCAUUACAACGCAUCCGGGACCUCGAGCAGCAACUGCAGGAGUCGGAUUCAAAACGGUAUUGCAAGUAUUGCUCCGGGAACUCCGCUCCGGCUGAAAACAAUUUAAGUAUAUUUGCUGAAUUUAAUAGCUUCGAUUUAGAUGUGGUUCAUGACAGUGCACCGUGCUCCCCAAUGAAGGACCAUGUAGAUUUAAAGGAGUCUGUGCACUUAGAGGGCGGCAGUGAUCCCAGAGUGACAUUGAAGGGGUCAAAUAAAAUUAAAAAAUACUUAAAGUUAAGCAAAUUUAUAAAGAAAUCAAAGCUUUUAGUUAAACGACAAAAUUCUAUGUUUAAGACAAUACAGUCCAGAUGUAACAGUGUCGCCUUAAGCGAUGAACUUCUAAAUUGUCAACACCGACUCGACCUGACAGCACAGGAGUUGAACAGUCGCUCCGAUGAAUUGUACAAAUUAGAAUCAAAACUGAAAGACCUGAAUAAUAGAUAUGAAUUGACAAGUAAUGCAUUACACGAGUACAUAUCUUUUAUGAAUAAUGUUCUAGAUCCAUCGAGCGGGUACCCGGUGUGUAUGGACUCGCCUGCGCCUGCUCGGCGGCGCCCCGCCGCGCCGCACUCGCCGGCGCUCCGUGCCGCGCUGGCGGCGCCGGGGUCGCCCGCGCUGCGUGCCUUGUUCGCGCCGCGCCCGAGCCCCGCGCCCGCGCCCGCCCCCGCCGUCGCCGCGCCGGCUCCGUCGCCGCCGAGCCUCCUGCGGCUGGCUCUCGAGCGGCUGACCGUCGAGCCUGAGCCGCGGUCGCCGGCCCCGACACCGUCGAGCCUCCUGCGGCUGGCUCUGGAGCGGCUGACCGUCGAGCCUGAGCCUCGGCCGCCGGCCCCGUCGCCGGCGCGCGCGUCGAGCGCGGCGCCCGCCCCGGCGCCCGGCGCUCCGCGCGCUCGGAGCCGGGACCCUCCGCGGUCGACGGUCAUCUAUUCUGACGCAAUCGGGGCCGGCCUCGGCGUGCUGCUGGGUGAAUGUCUCCGGCAAAGUGUAACAAAUGUGUGCUUGCGUGGUGCCUCCGUCGAAUCGGUCGUGCGCCGCCUGGCGAGGGACAAGUUUGACAGUGGCACCACUCUGAUUAUACACCUCGGCGAUAGUGUGGGUGUGAAGAGAUCUCACGUGGGAUCCCUCAUACUGGCAACGGUGCCGGCCGCGCGGCGAGCGCCGGCGCGUGCGCAGCCUCCCCGCGGGCCGCCCACAGCAUUUAAACUGACGGCUGAGACAGCGGAGAGGCCCCGUGAGCUUAGACGAGGCUCCUAA
Molecule: messenger RNA, 1759 nt
Organism: Leguminivora glycinivorella
Lineage: Eukaryota; Metazoa; Arthropoda; Insecta; Lepidoptera; Tortricidae
Product: arp2/3 complex-activating protein rickA-like
Exons: 5
Coding region: 209-1759 (516 amino acids)
Source: RefSeq, a predicted model, not a curated record